AGGGUCAAAGUUGACCAGUUCGCCUUUCAAAAUGGCGGCGGAACCAGCACGGGAAUGGAGCGAAGAGCAGCUCAAAAGUGAUGAUUUACCGAAAAAAGACAUUAUAAAGUUUAUCCAGGACAAUGCAGCACACUCGUUCCUCAAUGAACAUAAGCUGCUGGGAAAUAUUAAAAAUGUUGCCAAAACAGCGAAGAAAGAACAACUCAUCGUCGCCUACGACCAGCUCUUUGAGAGCAAAAGGUUCAAAGGCACAGAACCAAUUGAAGAAGUGACCGAGCAAGUGAAAGCUGUGAAAAUUGAUGACAAACCCAAAGAAGUCAAGACAGAAGUGGUGGAUGAGGGUCCGCCCAAGUACUUCAAGUCAGUGCUCAAGAAAGGAGACAAGCAGAACUUUCCAAAGAAAGGAGAAAAUGUGAGCUGCUGGUACACUGGCUCUUUGGAGGAUGGAACCGUCUUCGACACCAAUAUUCCCACAACCGCAAGAAAGAAGAAGCAGACCAAACCUCUUUCCUUCAAAGUUGGCUUGGGCAGAGUCAUCAGAGGAUGGGACGAGGGCAUUCUUACAAUGAGCAAGGGUGAAACGGCACGACUGGAGAUCGAACCCGAGUGGGGUUACGGAAGAAAGGGCCUCCCCGAAUCCAAAAUCCCACCCAAUGCCAAACUGAUUUUUGAGGUCGAGCUGGUGGCUGUGGAUUAACUGACAGGUUUCGGUCAGCAUGCACUACUUUUCAGGGAUGGAGGGAAGUAAUAUUCCCACGGGCUAUGUUGUAUUGUUUUGGGUUAUAAUGGCAUUUGGAGAGAGCCGUCCUGUUUCUGCUUUGUCUCAUCGAUCACGUUACAAGAAACAGCUAUUACAGCAUACCGAGUUUUGGCUUGUCAAUACUGUAAAUAUGAGACACUUAAACCUUUUUCUCUGUAUUUUUGUUCAGUUCUUUUGCAUGUACAAUGUAAAUGAGAAAUAAACUUGUUUCAGAGACUAAAA
Messenger RNA from Notolabrus celidotus (New Zealand spotty), 982 nucleotides. RefSeq names its product FKBP prolyl isomerase 3 (gene fkbp3). The coding region runs from base 32 to 697 and encodes 221 amino acids. Lineage: Eukaryota; Metazoa; Chordata; Actinopteri; Labriformes; Labridae. The record is from RefSeq and is a predicted model, not a curated record. The transcript has 7 exons. Gene Ontology annotation, molecular function: peptidyl-prolyl cis-trans isomerase activity.